Messenger RNA from Babesia microti strain RI, 801 nucleotides. Its product is annotated as conserved Plasmodium protein, unknown function. Gene Ontology annotation, cellular component: nucleolus; nucleus. Lineage: Eukaryota; Apicomplexa; Aconoidasida; Piroplasmida; Babesiidae. The transcript is spliced from 7 exons. The coding region runs from base 1 to 801 and encodes 266 amino acids. The record is from RefSeq and is a predicted model, not a curated record.
AUGUAUAGCCCUAGUUCUGUGAACGAACAAAUUAAUGCCUUUGGCGCUCUUAUAAAAAGUAGAGUACAUUUGCACAAGUGCUUAAAUUUAUUAUCAUGUUUGCCAAAUCAAGAAAUUACGCAAUUGCUAAUAGAUCACGAUAAUGAUAAUGAUGUAAAAGCGAAACUGGUCGAUACAAAUGAAAAAUUACUCCAAAUACUGGCUCACUUUAUCGCAAUACAUAAUUCUAAGGGUGAAAAAUAUAGGCUCAGGGAACCAAAGAUCGCUAAUGAUAUAUUCCUUGCAAAUUACGAUAGAUGGCCCACAAUAAAGCGCAGAUUCUUCCAAAAAUGCGAUGAAUGGAAUGAAAAAACUGAGAUGAAAGUCAAUUUGGAAUUUAAAUGUCUGGACCAAUCCCCUUCUAUACAAGUGGCUUAUGCCAUGCAAAAUCUAGAUAAAAGUUUGAAGAGAUGCCACCCACUGCAAUUGCCGGAUAAAUACAUAGGCAAAGAUGUGUUUGACAAAUUGGGAGUCUCAGACCGCUUGUUAUCUGAAAUAUACACGGAUCAGGACUACUAUAUACACCUUUUGAAACAAUUAGUUAAUAUUAAGGGUGGAUUAUGUAACGAGAAACAAUUAAAGGAUGGACAAAAGGAGCUGUACGGACGAAAAAGAGAAAAAAACACUGCAAGAAAAUCUAAGGAAAGGCAAAUACGCUAUGUUUUACACGAGAAACUCGAACAUUUCAUGGAACCCAUGCCGCCCAAGUAUAAGAUGGAUUCCAAAGUGAUUAACCUCCUAAUAACAUCUCUCUUCAAGUAA